AGAAACUAGAAAAUGGGAAAGAAAAAGGAAAGAAAAUCACGGAGGUGUGUGGGGGCUUGGCUUUCAAGCAGUCCACGAAAGCAGUUGGGCAGGAGGAGCCUCAAAGGGAGGCAAGCAUGAAUCGCGACUCUUACAAGUUUGGCGAUCGGACCCUUCCCCUUACUUUUGGGACCAAAAAAAAAAAUAAUAAUAAUAAUAAUAUAUUAAGCUCUCUCUCUCUCUCCGCCUAAAUCUAAUAGUCCACCACCAGCAGAAGCGGAGGAGGCCCAGUCUGUCUGUUUUAUUACUCUCUCUCUCUCUCUAAAAGAAUCAAGCAAGCUUCCCUUUUGCUCCCUCAGUUGCUCUCCCCACAAGCAUCAACUAAUAAGCUGUGAGCUGCGCGCUUUCUACAGCGCCUCUCCUUUUCCGCUGCCAAACCAAAGCCGCCUCCUUCUCCUCCUCUACUCUGAUCCUUCAAUUCAGAUUGACUGUUGCUGCUGGAAGAGUUGACAAGGGACUAUGUGGGCUGCUAAUGGAGGUUACAAUGUUGCCCAGAGUGGGGGAGGGCAAUGAAAUUUUCAAUUUGCUUGAUAACCCCCAUUACCUCUGAAAUCUGAUGGCCUCAAAAUCUGGUACCAGAGCUUCCUCAAGAAUGCAACAGAAAGCAGCUGGUGGGCAGACGGUAGAAACUAAUGAUCUCAGGCAAUUGCUCCCGGAGCAAUUACCAAAAUCUGUACAAAACUCAUCAAAGCAGGUUGCAGUAAACGCUUCUGAUAAUAAAAGGUCAACAAAUUCUAAAGACAAAGGAUCUGCGGAUUCCUUGAUUAGUAAAUUGAAUUCGAUUUCAUUGUCAAUGUCAUCCAACCUUGAAAAGGCAACAAGGGAAAUAGAUUCUACUGCAAAUGAGACUAGAGGCUCACUUGAAAGUUCUGUUGAUCAAGAAAAGAAGACAUCAGAGUAUGGAAGUGUGAAGGACAGUUCAGUUUCAGCCAAAGUGAGCGAUGGAACAAGCAGCCUUGCCAAGACCAGUGGAAGUGCUAAGAUUAGUGAUCGAGUUGAUUUUGUUGAGAGUGGCAAGAGCAGUAUGUGUAGAGGAAGCACUGGCAGUGAUGUGAGUGAUGAGAGCACCUGUAGCAGCUUUAGUAGCAGCAUCAGCAAACCUCACAAAGCAAAUGACCUGAGAUGGGAAGCUAUUCAAGCUGUCCGAACUAGAGAUGGGGCUCUGGGUCUGGGUCAUUUCAGACUGCUGAAGAGGUUAGGCUGUGGGGAUAUUGGAAGUGUCUAUCUGUCAGAGCUGAGUGGAACAAAAUGUUAUUUUGCAAUGAAAGUUAUGGACAAAGGGUCUCUAGCAAGUCGUAAAAAGCUUCUUCGGGCUCAGACAGAAAGAGAGAUACUGCAAUCUCUGGAUCACCCCUUCCUUCCAACAUUAUAUACCCACUUUGAGACAGACAAGUUUUCAUGCUUGGUAAUGGAGUUCUGUCCUGGAGGAGACUUGCACACUCUCAGGCAGAGGCAGCCAGGGAAGCAUUUUUCUGAGCAGGCAGUAAAAUUCUAUGUUGCUGAGGUCCUGCUAUCUCUGGAAUACCUCCACAUGCUUGGGAUUGUCUACCGUGACCUUAAGCCAGAAAAUGUGCUGGUGAGGGAAGAUGGUCAUAUAAUGCUGUCUGACUUUGAUCUUUCCCUCCGUUGUGCUGUUAGUCCAACUCUUGUCAAAACAUCAUCAAUGGAGUUUGAACCCUUGCGCAAGAACCCUGUGUAUUGUGUCCAGCCAGCUUGCAUUGAGCCACCUUCCUGUAUCCAACCAUCCUGUGUAGCUCCUACAACAUGCUUUGGACCACGUCUGUUUUCUAGCAAGUCCAAGAAGGACAAAAAAUCUAAAAACGAAAUAGGAAACCAAGUUAGACCAUUACCUGAGCUGAUUGCUGAGCCAACUGAUGCCCGGUCCAUGUCAUUUGUUGGAACCCAUGAAUAUUUGGCACCUGAGAUCAUCAAGGGGGAAGGUCAUGGAAGUGCUGUUGAUUGGUGGACUUUUGGAAUCUUUUUAUAUGAGCUGUUGUUUGGUAAAACUCCAUUUAAGGGUUCCGGGAAUCGCGCGACAUUGUUCAAUGUUGUGGGUCAGCCUCUCCGGUUUCCAGAAUCACCAGUUGUCAGUUUUGCAGCAAGGGAUCUCAUAAGGGGAUUGCUUGUUAAGGAACCACAGCACAGAUUGGCAUAUAAACGAGGGGCAACUGAGAUUAAGCAACAUCCCUUCUUUGAAGGUGUAAAUUGGGCAUUGAUACGUUGUGCUACCCCACCGGAUAUCCCAAGGCCUGUUGAGAUUGAGCGGAUACCAGCCCCAACAGCAUCAUCAAGCGAGAAGGAGAAGGCUCCUCCUACCCCCACAAUCGCAGCUCCCGAUCAAAAGGGUUCUGAUAAUUAUCUGGAGUUUGAUUUCUUUUAGCAAUAGUUGUUUAUUGACUGCAAAGGGUUUCUGUUAGCGAGUUGCAACAUUUAUCACCAAUUCAAUGAGUUUUGUUACAGCUUUCGUUAUGAUAAUUAGCUGUAGGGCUCGUUGGAAAAUGCUUUUAAAAUGGUCGAAAAAGCUUUUGGUGAAAUUGAUUUUGGGUUUCAAUAGCAUUUGAAGUGUUUUUUGAAAGAAGCAUCAGAUACGUGAUUUUUUGCAGAAAGCACUUAAGUACUUUUCUAGAUCCACUUGGAUUUUUACAAAGAAUUGGUUUUCAUAACGUUUUUACCGAAAGCGUUUUCAGUUAUUUUAUAAAGUACCUCCAAAUGAGCCUGUAAUUUACUCUGUAAUUAGUAUAGGGCUGUUACCUUUGUAAUCCCUGUAUAAAUAUUGUUCUACUGUACAUUUUCAUAAUUAAGGAAAAUCCUUUUCUACA
Molecule: messenger RNA, 2858 nt
Organism: Pyrus x bretschneideri (Chinese white pear)
Lineage: Eukaryota; Viridiplantae; Streptophyta; Magnoliopsida; Rosales; Rosaceae
Product: serine/threonine-protein kinase D6PKL2
Exons: 3
Coding region: 596-2419 (607 amino acids)
Biological process (GO): protein phosphorylation
Cellular component (GO): nucleus; cytoplasm; plasma membrane
Molecular function (GO): protein serine/threonine kinase activity; ATP binding
Source: RefSeq, a predicted model, not a curated record